GAGGAUGCGAGAGCCCCAUUGGCUCGGGCUGGGCGGCCGUGCGCUGGGCUCUUAAAGGGCGACUGGAGCGCGGACCGCGCCGGCCGGCCGGGCGGGGCCCAUGGCGAGCACCAGCAGCCACCUGGUGAGUGCGGGGCGCGGGGCUGGCGCGGCGGUCGCCUGAGACUGUUGGCGGCCGCAGCGCGCUGGAGAAGGAGUAGGCCCAAGCGCCGGGCCCGGCCCAGCCCGGCCGUGAGGGGGCGGGCCGCCCGCGUCCUACACGCUGCCGGGCGGUGGGGUCGCGGAGGGCUUUUGCGAGCGGCCCUGCUGCUUGCCGUCCGCAGGGAGAGCAGCCGGGCGAGCGCCGCACUGCGUGAGGCCGGCCUCGGUGCCGCCGCCGCUCCUCCUUCCACUCUUCGCUUCCCGGAGGUGGGGCGGCGGUUGCGGUCGCUCUCUUCUGCCCGGCGCUGGCGGGGCCCUGAGAGCGCGAGGCGACAGCGGUGAUGGGCGCCCGAGCUCGGCCCGGCAUUGCGGGGAAGCGAAGCUGGGCCCGGGCCGCCUGCGGCCUCUCGCUGAGCGGCGAGCCCCGUUCCGGGUACGGGGCACUGGCGUGGCUUCGCUGGGCCGCCUCCUCCCCGCACGGCCUCUGCCCCUGCUCCGAGGGAGCCGCCUGCGUGCUCGUAUGAUGCUGUUCCAAUCCAGUCUAGUGUGGUGUUGUGUUCCUGUCCAUCCCCAUCAAUGGUGAGAAACCAAGCAGAUUCCAGCACUCCAUCUGUCAUUUCCACCUGUGGCAGCAGACAGGGAUCUAACAUGGAGAGUACUGCAGCUGAAUCAAGAUCUAGUUCAAACUCCUUGCCGCAACAUACAGGACAGCAGCCUCCACAGCCUCGAAAGAAACGACCUGAUGACUUUAAAUUUGGGAAAAUUCUGGGUGAAGGAUCUUUUUCAACGGUUGUGUUGGCUCGAGAAUUGACAAGUUCUAGAGAAUAUGCCAUUAAAAUUCUAGAAAAGCGUCAUAUCAUAAAAGAAAAUAAGGUGCCAUAUGUGACACGAGAGAGAGAUGUGAUGUCCCGUCUGGAUCAUCCUUUUUUUGUGAAACUCUACUUCACCUUUCAGGAUGAUGAAAAGCUGUAUUUUGGGCUUAGCUAUGCCAAAAACGGCGAGCUGCUAAAGUAUAUACGUAAAAUUGGCUCAUUUGAUGAGACCUGUACCAGGUUUUAUACUGCUGAAAUUGUAUCAGCCCUGGAGUAUUUGCAUGGAAAAGGAAUUAUUCACAGGGACCUAAAGCCAGAGAACAUCUUGCUAAAUGAAGAUAUGCACAUUCAAAUAACAGACUUUGGAACAGCAAAAGUAUUAUCUGCAGAUAGUAGACAAGCACGGGCAAAUUCAUUUGUAGGGACAGCACAGUAUGUUUCUCCAGAACUGCUGACAGAAAAAUCUGCCUGUAAAAGCUCUGACCUCUGGGCUUUGGGGUGUAUAAUAUAUCAGCUUGUAGCUGGAUUGCCUCCAUUCAGAGCUGGAAAUGAGUAUCUGAUAUUCCAGAAGAUAAUAAAGUUGGAAUAUGACUUUCCAGAAAAAUUUUUUCCCAAGGCAAAAGACCUUGUAGAAAAGCUAUUGGUUCUAGAUGCUACCAAAAGAUUAGGCUGUGAAGAAAUGGGAGGAUAUGGACCUCUUAAGGCUCACCCUUUCUUUGAAUCCAUUGUGUGGGAGAACUUGCAUCUUCAAACACCCCCGAAACUUACAGCAUACUUACCUGCCAUGUCAGAGGAUGACGAAGACUGUUAUGGAAAUUAUGACAAUCUCCUCAGUCAGUUUGGUUGUAUGCAAGUUUCUGGUUCUGCCUCUUCACAUUCACUGUCUGUCCCAGAGACAAGUACCCCACAGACAUCAGGAGGCAACAUUGAGCAGUAUAUUCAUGAUCUUGACAACAAUUCCUUUGAGUUGGACUUACAGUUUUCUGAAGAUGAAAAGAGAUUACUUCUCGCAAAACAAGCUGGUGGAAAUCCUUGGCAUCAGUUUGUAGAAAAUAACUUAAUCCUAAAAAUGGGCCCCGUGGACAAAAGAAAGGGAUUAUUUGCACGUCGACGCCAAUUGCUCCUCACAGAAGGGCCGCACUUGUAUUACGUGGAUCCUGUCAACAAAGUUCUAAAAGGAGAAAUUCCAUGGUCUUUGGAGUUGCGGCCAGAAGCCAAGAAUUUUAAGACAUUUUUUGUUCACACACCAAACAGGACAUACUACCUGAUGGACCCGAGUGGGAAUGCUCAUAAAUGGUGCAAAAAGAUACAAGAAGUGUGGCGGCACAGAUACCACCAGAACGCUGCUAAAUAGUAAAGCUCAUCCAAAAUCUCCCAGUUUCUCUUCUUGCUGCUAGAACUUGAUGUGCAGCUGAUCAGAGGAAUCUUUCCAACCCAUCUAUUACCAUCUCAAGGGGAAGCAUAUGUCUGAAAUGUUCUGUUUUUAAAAAAGAAAAAAGGAAAAAAAAAAAAGGCAAAAACCGAAUGGAAUUCAGGGUCGCUUUGCUCGCUCUUUGUGCUUCUGUUGAGGCUUCCACAUGCGUAUCAUUGCAGUGAAGAUCUUGCUUUUGUGCACUUCAACUCAAUUUCUGCAGCAGACUAGUGGAUAGACAUUGCAUUACCAGCUACACUUAAGAUGAGUUAAAACCAAUCCACACGCACACACCCUGAAUCAUGUACCAGCCUUGCGUUUGGGGCUGGAGUUUUCUGUGACUUUCACAUUAUCAUUGAUCUGUAUUUCAUCAGGGAGCUUUUAUAUGCCUCUCCUAAGCACCACUUCUUUUUUUUUUCCCCUUUUCCUUUCCUCACAGUCCCUGAGCUUAUUGGUGUAUGACAUUUUGUAGUCAGGUCAGUUGCACCCUUGUGUAAUUCCUAAUAUAGUUCUGGUUGCAGGAUUUACGUGGUACUUAAAUAAUUAUGUGAAUGAAUCAGAUGUAUGUAUCUGGCAGAUGGGCUCCAAUGAUAGAGGUUUUGAGAGUAAAAUGCUGAACAUGGCACUGAAAUUUUUUCUAAAAUUCAAAUGUCGGCUUCUGAAGCAUAUAAAGUUUUAAACGUUCAGUUUAAAUUUUAAUAUGAAUCGUGUGUUUAAUCAAGAGACAAUAAACUUAGCAGCAUGCUUUUAACUAAUACUAACUAAAAAAUUAAUUAGUUAGUAUGGAGGAAAAAAACAACAUUACUAUUGAAGUAGUAAGUAGUUUUUCUCCUUUCCGGGAGAUGAGGGCUAGAAGCUUUCUUUACAGGGUGUGCAUGUUUUGUGCAUUUUAGUGGGGCCAACCUAUUUACCUGGAUAGAGAAGAAAGUGUGAAAGCUUUGUACAAUUGGUUUGAUUUUUUUUGUUUCAUUGCAUAAUGAAGUGUACAAACAGUCCUAUUUUCAGUCUUUGGCCAAAUAUUUAAGACCUUUUAAAAACUCUGAAUUGCUCAAUCUUUUUUCAAAAAUGAGAUCCAUAUUGUAAUCUGGUUUAAAAAAAUAACAAAGUUGAUCGAACAGGGAAAAAAAACAUAUGGUACUUGAGGCAUAUCUAUAAAAUGAGUUUUUUAUAUCAAUCUCCUUUUAUCCUUUUCAGUAAAAGGCUUUUUUGUGGUCAAACAUUUCCUGUAAUGUUACAAAGACUUAAUAUGCUAAAAGCAACUUCCCUAAUGGUAUUUUCAACAUGUCUGCGUUCCUGAACCUUGCAGAGGGAUGAUAGAUCUGAACAGAGGCAUUCCUUCCUUGUUUUGAAAGUGGUAUAAACAUCACACCUAUUUAUUCACCAUCUACACAUCCCAUCUUUGUGCAUAGUGAGGUCUCUAUGUUGUGCUUUUCCUUCUAUCAAAUAAAUAUUCCACUGCGAUGUUGAAAAGACAAAUGUGCUACUGUUCUAAAAGCAAUACUUCAAAAGCAGUGGCUUAUCAGACUCCGAGAAAAUACCUAAUGGAGAGGGUUUUGUUAGGAGAUGCUAUUCAUCUUUUUUGGGGGGGGAGGGAAGCCAACCAACAAAUGAUGUUACAUGGUUGAAUUUGGUGAUAGCUCGGUUCUUCCAGCAUCCUUCAGCCUUUCCUAGGAGAGAGUGCAGUGGCCUUUUCUUUUGGAGGAGAUAUAUUGUCUUCUGUUAGCCCACCGUAUAUGUGUAAGGAAUUUUGCCUCAUAGAGCACACUCCUUGCUACUGAAAUUUGAAUAGCAUAGUAUACCUUCCAUCUGUGCCUUUAAUUAGUCUUGUAUUAGCUAUCUUAAUUGAGAUGUUGUUGUGCACAUGACUGUAAAUUCAUUCUGCAGCUGUCAAAUUCCAGCUAUGCCCUGGGUCCACUUGAGACAGCCAUAGGGCUUUGGAUUUAAGCGUAGAGAUGUAGACUGCGAACAAGUGAGUCUGGUAGUGAUGGGGCUUCACUGCAUCUCUUCUGUUCUUUGUGAUGGAGCUCAUACAAAUAGUCUGGCAAAGUUAUUCUGCUAACUAAGCGAAGUCCAUAGCUUCAGUAAAAGCUAGACUGGGAUUGCCCUUGGCCUUUUCAGCUGACUAGCUGGCAAUCUGGGAAUGCUUCAAGUUUCUGUAACAAUCAGACAUGCAGUCACCUUGCUGUUUAAAAAGUCAUCUUUUUCAUAGCUUGAAAAUCCUCUAUCAGUAUGCUUCAUUCCUGCCUACCAAAACCUUUCAGCCAAAGAAAUACUGUUAGUAGUAACCUGCAAAAUUAGUCUGUAAGAUGGGUGUCUGCAUUCCAGUGUUCCUGAUGGACAGCAUUGUCAUUAGGAAACUGUGAGCCUCUCUUAAAAGCGUCCAUCCCUACCCUUAGAACUUCAGUAUUCCAAAUCAAGUAUUUCUCAGCCGCUGCUUCUAAGUGAAACCUGUGGUUUUGAAAGAUGAAAGCAACUGUGGGGGCUGAAGUAUGCUUUACCAGUUUGCUCACUUAUGUGUGUACUGGAACACGCUGCAUACAGCGAAGGGCCAGUUCCUGGUUUAGAUGUGUAUACUGAAGCAGGGCAGUUUCAAAUCUUGUGUCAAGGAUGACUCCCAUGUUUUAUGGGUGUUCAUGGAAUGAAAGGUGUGAGGGAGAUUGGUCAGAGCUGCAGAUAAGCCAGGUGAUUUCUCUGCUCUUUAUCCAAGGUCUUUAGAGCACAGAGAUGGGUUGCUGGACACUUGAAGGCUUCAGAAUCCUUUCUACAAACCUACAGAAAACGCAGUCUGUUUGAGUUCUGCCUUUUGCAUUUUGAAUAAUGACCAAUCAUUUAUGAAGCUAGUGGUCAGUAAUGUUUAAAUUUGUUUUGCUUGGGAUUUGAACUUUGGGGAUGUGUUCAUAGCCUCUUUUCUGUUGGGUGGAGCUUAAAGCUGAAGUGCUACUGCUGGGAAGGAUUCUUGAGUUCCAUAACUCUAUCCAGCUCCCAGCCCAGCCACAGAAGGUUCAACGCUGCUGUGAUAAACUGAGAGAUGGCUUUGUUCCUAUUGCCUUAAGGUCUGGUUUUGAAAAGGAUUUAUAUUAAAAAAGACUUGCUUCACAUGUGAUGUUGAGGCAUUGUGAGCAGGCUGAUGUCAGUUAUUAACAACUCAUUUAGUAAGUGCUAAUGCUGAACACAUCAAGGCAUCAGAUAGGACUGUUGUCCACUUAUUUUUCUAGUAUGAUUUAUUUGUGAAGUAUCUGCUAUAGUUAAUCCUGGGGGGGUGGGGAGGAGAAGCUCUGUAGAUUGAAUCAAAGAUGUGAUAAUUCUAAUCCACUUCCGUAGGACAAGAUGCUUACUUUAAUAUGCUUGAUAUCAUUUUGGCCAAAAAAAGAAUAGAUUUCAGCACUCUGUUGAGGAGAUGGCUUGUGUGGUGGUAGUUGCCUAAAGAUACGGUGUGUGGAUUCUGAUGAUCCUUUCUGCUAUAUGGAAUUACAUGAAUAGGUGUGGUAUUUAUAUCUGAAGUUUUGCUGAAUGCCUGUAAUACUUUAUGCAAACAUUUUGUUAAUGAAGUGGAAGGAAGUGCUCCUGCAAAGCUUUGUGAUGCAAAUUGUCUGUCAGUGGAUCGAAUGAGUUUACAAACUGAUAGUUCUCCGUUCCAGAUUGGUGUGUUUUCAGUUUAAGACGGAUAAAUUCAGAACUUUGUUUCCUCUUUCAAUUACUUUUAGGCAGCAAAUAAUUGGAGAAGUGAUAAGCAGCCAAGGACUCGGUCUGCCUGUCAGCAUGGCAGGGAAUGCAGGCGGCUGCCAUUUGACAAAGCUUCCAACGGCCGCGUACCGACUGUGGAUGUGGCAGUUGUUCUAAAUUGUGGCAGAACUUGUAAUUACUGUAUCUGACGACAGCAAAGAAUAGGAACCAGGAACCAUCAUCUGUCUGGAUAGUUGUACACUAGCUGUUCUUCAGGUUGUUGACGGUCAGUUGUGUGUAAUAUUCUCUACCUGGUUUGUAGCUGUAACUGUGAUGUACAGAUAAAGGAAAAAAGCAAGAACUCGCACAAAACAAUCCCCCCUCCCUGAGAACUUACGAGAACAGAAGCAAAUAAUGCAAUGAUAUGAUACACACUUUUGUAUUUUUAUUCUUAUAAGGUUAUUUGCUGGCUUUUGUUGGCCUCUAGUUCAGUCUGUGUUAUUUAAAUUCUAAUAUAUGAAUUAUUUGGAUUGAAUUCAUGUUCGGGGCCAUGGUGUUGUAUGUAUUGAUGUACAGCCUUGAAUGUGAAUAAUUAUUGUAAACUAUAUUUUACACCUUUUUUUCUGGCUUUAUUAUAUAAAUUUUCUAUUGGUCAAUGAUUUAAUCAUAUCUCAUAAUUUAAUAACUGCUUAUACUCCUUUCGACAGAUCUCUGUGCUGUAGAUGUGUAGCUAGUGACCGGAUGAUGGAUUUCACUUAUGCUCGGUAGUCUGUAAUAAAGGCAUGUAGGGUCCUG
Messenger RNA from Gallus gallus (chicken), 6822 nucleotides. RefSeq names its product 3-phosphoinositide dependent protein kinase 1 (gene PDPK1). Gene Ontology annotation, molecular function: ATP binding; protein serine/threonine kinase activity. The record is from RefSeq and is a predicted model, not a curated record. The coding region runs from base 718 to 2307 and encodes 529 amino acids. Gene Ontology annotation, biological process: peptidyl-serine phosphorylation; intracellular signal transduction. The transcript is spliced from 14 exons. Lineage: Eukaryota; Metazoa; Chordata; Aves; Galliformes; Phasianidae.